Drosophila teissieri is the source of this 489-nucleotide messenger RNA. Its product is annotated as probable salivary secreted peptide. NCBI's taxonomy places the organism in Eukaryota, Metazoa, Arthropoda, Insecta, Diptera, Drosophilidae. Bases 130 to 489 code for a protein of 119 amino acids. The transcript is spliced from 2 exons. The record is from RefSeq and is a predicted model, not a curated record.
UUAUUGUUUGCCCCAACUUUAUUCAAUAUCCAUUGUUUAUUGUUUUUAGCAAGCAGCUGGGUGGAAAUAAUGCAGCUGUUUGCAGCUAUAAAAACGUUGUGCCAAGAAAAAGUUAAAUCAUUUUGAAAAAUGCAAAUUUACGCAAUAUUACUACUAAUCUCGCUAGCCGCCCUUUCUGAGGCAUCGGGGCGUGGCCGUAGUCACAGUAUUACGUGGGGCGCCAGGAGCUACAGGGAUAUGCAUUUGCGCAGGGAGAUCAUUACGGAGAAGUCCAAGUUCCUGCGCGUGGUGACCAGAGACUAUGUGUUUGAACAAAAGAAACUGGCACGCACCAUCACACAAAUCGUGAUCACGGAUCAGGUGCGGGAUGGAAAUGGAGGCCAUGCCUAUCUCACCGAGGGUGGACCACAGACCACGUAUGCCAAGAUCCACUUGAAGAGUCAGCGGAAUCAGGGCUUCAGUUUCAUCAUCGACAUCUAUGGCAUUUAA